AUGCCUAUAGAAUCGGCCUAUCAACCGAUCACCGUCCCUCCGGUCGAUGUCUGGGACUUCCUCUUCGAACGACCUGGCCGCGAAUUUCCAGAAGAUCACGUUGUUUUUGUGGAUGUGGCAGCACAGAAGCAGCAGUCCGUCCGCGACGUUCGCGAUGCUGCCACACGUUUCGGCCGAGGCAUGCGACACCAGUGGCAUUGGCACGAGGGCGACGUGCUGGCGAUUUUCAGCCCCAACAGUACAGAUAUCGCGGCCGUGACGUUCGGCACACUCUGGGCCGGGGGCAUUGUGUGUCCGUUCAACAAUCUGUAUACCGUCGGUGAACUGGUGUCACAGUUGAAGUCUUCGCAGGCGAAGGCCCUGGUCACCCAUGUGGCAUGUCUGGAGGUGGCCCGAGAGGCUGCCUUGCUCGUGGGCUUGUCGCUCGACCGCGUCAUUCUAGUCGGAUCGCGAGACCCGAAAGAACAGUUCAAGCACUUUUCCGACGUGCAGACAUCGAUGGCCGACGUGCAGAGAGUGCACAUCGACCCGAAGGAGGGCUUGGCCUACCUGGUGUACUCUUCCGGCACCACGGGUCUGCCAAAGGGCGUGAUGCUGACACACGAGAAUAUUGUCGCAAACAUGCUACAGGCAGCGGUCAUGGACGCGCAGCAAACGCACUGGACCAAGGACAGCACCAUCGGGUUCCUGCCCAUGUACCAUAUCUACGGCAUCGCAGUUCUCCUCCUCCAACCAGUCUUCCGCGGUGUGCGAGUCUACAUGAUGCAAAGAUUCGAGUUGGAGCCGUUUUGCCGCCUCAUCCAGCACCACAGAAUCACGUUCGCCUACGUCGUGCCGCCCGUCGUGCUGGCCCUGGCCAAGCAUCCCCUGGUCGGCAAAUACAACCUGAGCUCCCUCCGCAUGAUGCAUUCGUCCGCGGCACCGCUGACGGAUGAUCUCGUUCAGAUGGUGUACAAGAGGCUGAAAGUCCCGAUCAAGCAAGGAUACGGAUUAUCAGAAGCCUCUCCCGGAGUGGCUUCACAGCCAUGGAGUGAAUGGAACAAGACCGUUGGCUCAGCCGGGACGCUCCUCCCGUCUAUGUCUCUGAAGUGCGUAGCGGAUGGGAUAGAAGUACCGUUCGGCGAGUCAGGAGAGAUCUGGAUCAAAGGCCCCAAUGUUUUCAAAGGCUACUACAAGAACCCACAAGCCACAGCGGAAUCGAUAUCCCCCGACGGCUGGUACCGCACAGGUGAUGUGGGCCAUGUCGACAAGGACCAUAACCUCCACAUCACGGACCGGGUCAAGGAGCUCAUCAAGUACAACGGAUUUCAAGUCGCUCCGGCUCAACUGGAAGGCCUGUUGCUGGCGCAUCCGGCCGUCAACGACGUGGCUGUCAUUGGCGUGUACAGCAGAGAGAAGGCGACGGAGCUACCGAGAGCGUACGUCGUGGCCGCGAAGGGAUACACCGCCGGGCCUGAGCUGGAGGGGGCAAUUUCCGCGUGGUUGAACAAGAAGGUGGCUCCAUACAAGAGGCUCCGCGGCGGGAUUCGGUUCGUGGAUGCGAUCCCCAAGAGCAAUGCUGGCAAGGUGCUCCGUCGGGUUCUGUCUGAACAGGCGAAGAAGGAGGAGUCGGUCCGGUUGUAG
This is a messenger RNA of Cladophialophora carrionii CBS 160.54, 1623 nucleotides long. RefSeq lists its product as uncharacterized. Gene Ontology annotation, molecular function: CoA-ligase activity. Gene Ontology annotation, biological process: secondary metabolic process. NCBI's taxonomy places the organism in Eukaryota, Fungi, Ascomycota, Eurotiomycetes, Chaetothyriales, Herpotrichiellaceae. The record is from RefSeq and is a predicted model, not a curated record. The coding region runs from base 1 to 1623 and encodes 540 amino acids. The transcript has 4 exons.